Candidula unifasciata is the source of this 1341-nucleotide messenger RNA. NCBI's taxonomy places the organism in Eukaryota, Metazoa, Mollusca, Gastropoda, Stylommatophora, Geomitridae. The record is from the annotation of a GenBank genome assembly.
AUGCGAGAAAUCGUACAUUUACAAGCCGGACAGUGUGGAAACCAGAUCGGUGCUAAGUUCUGGGAGGUGAUCUCAGAUGAGCACGGCAUUGACCCCACCGGCUCCUACCAUGGGGACAGCGACCUUCAGCUAGAGAGGAUCAAUGUCUACUACAAUGAAGCAACAGGUGGCAAAUAUGUACCCAGAGCUGUCCUUGUCGACUUGGAGCCCGGCACAAUGGACAGUGUUCGGUCCGGACCAUUUGGUCAGAUAUUCCGACCAGAUAAUUUUGUCUUUGGUCAGUCUGGUGCCGGCAACAACUGGGCAAAAGGGCACUACACAGAAGGCGCUGAACUUGUUGAUUCAGUCUUAGAUGUGGUCAGGAAAGAAGCAGAAGGAUGUGAUUGCUUGCAAGGAUUCCAGCUGACACACUCACUAGGAGGCGGCACUGGCUCGGGCAUGGGCACGCUCUUGAUCAGCAAGAUUCGGGAAGAGUACCCAGAUAGGAUCAUGAACACAUUCUCCGUUGUACCUUCCCCUAAAGUAUCUGACACAGUUGUUGAGCCAUACAACGCCACCCUUUCAGUCCACCAGCUAGUUGAGAACACAGAUGAGACAUACUGCAUUGACAACGAGGCUCUGUACGACAUCUGUUUCCGUACCUUGAAGCUGACCACCCCUACAUAUGGUGACCUCAACCAUUUAGUCAGCGCCACCAUGUCAGGGGUCACCACCUGCCUCAGGUUCCCUGGACAGCUGAAUGCUGACUUGAGGAAACUUGCCGUCAACAUGGUGCCCUUCCCUCGUCUCCACUUUUUCAUGCCAGGGUUUGCCCCACUCACAUCCAGAGGCAGCCAGCAGUACAGAGCUCUGACAGUUCCUGAACUGACUCAGCAGAUGUUUGAUGCCAAGAACAUGAUGGCUGCCUGUGAUCCCCGCCAUGGACGUUAUCUGACAGUGGCUGCCAUUUUCCGUGGUCGUAUGUCUAUGAAGGAAGUGGAUGAGCAGAUGCUGAACGUCCAGAACAAGAACUCAUCGUACUUCGUUGAGUGGAUUCCCAAUAACGUGAAGACAGCUGUCUGUGACAUUCCCCCACGUGGUCUGAAGAUGUCUGCCACAUUCAUUGGUAAUAGCACAGCCAUCCAGGAAUUGUUCAAGCGCAUCUCUGAACAGUUCACAGCUAUGUUCCGUCGCAAAGCUUUCCUCCACUGGUACACCGGUGAGGGCAUGGAUGAGAUGGAGUUCACAGAGGCAGAAUCCAACAUGAACGAUCUGGUCUCUGAAUACCAGCAGUACCAGGAUGCCACUGCCGAGGAUGAAGGUGAAUUUGAAGAGGAGGAAGAGGAGGGCCAGGCACAGUAA